UCAUUAUAAUUAUAUAUGGAAUUGUUAGGUCUUAUCGUAAAUAUUCACUAUUUCCUUGUGUUGUUUGACUAUUGAUUGUAUACAGGAUAAUGGGUCGCAACAAAUAUUAUUUCUGUGCAUGUUCUUGAUUACAAAAAGCACUUUCCUGUGACCGGAAGUCGCUCCAAUAAAACAUUCAAACCAAAGAAAAACAUUCCGGAAGGCACACACCAAUAUGACUUGAUGCGACACGCGGCGGCAACUCUGGGCUCAGGGAACUUGCGACUUGCCGUCAUGUUGCCCGAGGGCGAGGAUCUCAACGAGUGGGUCGCGGUUAACACUGUGGACUUUUUCAACCAAAUCAACAUGCUGUAUGGCACCAUAACAGAGUUCUGCACCGAGGAGUCGUGCGCGGUCAUGUCGGCGGGGCCCAAGUAUGAAUACCACUGGGCUGAUGGGCACACGGUCAAGAAGCCCAUAAAGUGCUCAGCGCCUAAAUACAUUGAUUAUCUAAUGACCUGGGCACAGGAUCAGCUUGAUGAUGAAACACUGUUCCCCUCUAAAAUAGGUGUGCCAUUCCCGAAGAACUUCCUGUCGAUGGCGAAGACGAUCCUGAAGCGUUUGUUCCGCGUGUACGCGCACAUCUACCACCAGCACUUCCCGCAGGUGGUGCAGCUCGGCGAAGAGGCGCAUCUCAACACGUCCUUCAAACAUUUUAUCUUUUUUGUACAGGAAUUUAGUUUGAUCGAGCGGCGAGAGCUGGCGCCUUUGCACGAGCUGAUCGAGAAGCUGACGGCCAAGGAGGCGCGAUGAUCAGGCGGCGUAGCCCCGGCCGCGCCCCGCGCCCCGCUACGCGUCCCAGUGUUACUACAAGGAACGGAACUUCACUAAAAUAUAUCAGUCAAUACAUUUUCUUCAUAUUAAUGAAAAGUAACACGAGUUGUCGUUGUGCGAGGGCGCGCAUCGCCACUUAACUUGUAUGCCUUAACGCAUAUUGUACGUACUGCGUAGUGAGCGGCGAAACGAGGAAAAUCUUUAAUUGCGACGUUUCUCGUUUCGUCGUUGUUAGUAUCAAUUAGCUCGUAUUUAAUUUAUGAACUAUUCGCGCCUAAUAUUAGUUUUUGUAUUUAAAAUUUGUACGAUUUAUUGAUUGAUUUGGUGAAUCUUCUAUUCGAAUUGAUCGACGUAGAUCGGCAUGUUUUUGUGAUAGCUUUUACUGGGGCUGCUGCACCUGCUAGGUCGGAUGGACCGUGUGUGCAGUCGACAUGAGCAGCUAGCUGCCCGUACUCGUAACUUGCACCAGUAGACAGCCGGUAUCGAAUCGUAACCUGGCUUAUAAACUGGACGGAGUUAAUGAUUCUGUCCAUUGCCUCAGGAGGUAGGCAGCCGACCUUGUCGACCGCACAUAUGCAGCAUGUCUGAUAGUAGCCUGCUGAUCUAAUAGCGAGGAUUAUUUUAAAGACCGAUCUGCGCUUUAGCAAAAAUGAUCUGGGUAUGAGUGUAGCUAGUUAUGUUAGGGUGGUACGCAACUUCGCGCACAGCACACCGCGCCGACUGCGGCGCCGGCUCGGAGCUCCGUCAGACAGGAGCCUCCGCCUGUCGCUUCGAGCACUCCGCCACCGCAACAUCUACUGAACAUGUAGAAAUCUUUGAAAAUUUUAAAAUAGUUCGAGUUUCGGCUCAUGAAGUGUCCGUUCACAGAGACCGACGUGGAUUAUACACUCGGAACCGGCCGAAGUCUAUCAAGGCCUGUUCUAAAUGCAUACGAUUAAUAUAAUAAUGAGUAGGGAUAAUAUUUAUAUUAUUGCAUGUAUCACAUCUCCUAUCAAAUUGUUUAUAAUUACUCCUCUCCAUCCAAAGGUUGCCUGCAAAAGAUCGCUCUUAUCGAUAAGGUCGCCCAUUGUUUUUCUCACUGUGAUUAUUUCUUGUAAUUAUUUAUAUUUAUAAUAAGUUUACUAUUGUAAUCUUUUGAAGGAAACAAUAAAGUGUAUCUAUCUAUCUAUCUAUUUUUCUACACUGUAAAAUCAUGUUUUCCUCUCAUGCGUUCUUUUUCAUUCACAAUUGUAAAACGAGUAAUAUUUAGUCUACGGCAUCCUUGUACAUGUUUGUUGUUUUCUAUGGCGGUUGUCUCGUCGCCGGCCGCGUGUAGUAUAAUAAAUUAUCUAUUUGAAUCAUUUAAAACUCCAUAUUAAACAGUCAACAUCUGUUGCCUCCACGAGUCGGUCCGUGUGGACGGAAACAAGCGUAUUAAUGUUGCGACCGGACGCGGCGCGCGCGCACCUAACGACAAAAUAUCAAACCGUAGGACGUAGAUAAGUUUGCCUUUCUCUACGAUAAUAAUAGAAAGUAUAUAUAAUCAGAUUUUUUUUAGAUUUGAUACAGAAGAUAAGGUUAUCGUAUGAAUUAUAGACAAGUAUAAGAGAUAUUUUUAGAGUAUAAAGUGAAAUUUGUGUCCAACGUUGGACAGGCGUGAUCGCAACUACUGAGGUAUUUUGUUUUUUUUUACUUUAGUAUCAUCAGCAAUCAUUGGAAUCUUUUGUUGCUUUACAUAUUUGUAUAUUGAUUGUUCUUCUAUGAAGUAUAUUUUGAAGAUUUUUUUAAUCGAAAUGAUUCGUGUGAGAUGUUUAUUUACUUAUUUUGUUUACAGUUAUGUCAUUAUAUUUUAAAUAUCUAUAUUAUUUAUUUUCUAAAAUUAAAGAAAAAAGUUGGUACUCGAGCAUAUAACCAAACGAUGUGUUAUAUUUAAUCAUUGAUGCUACCUAUUUUGUUUGUAUAGCGUAAUAUUAAUUUAUUUACAAUUAGUGAUAUUUGGCCGAAAUACAAACAGUCCCCGUGUAACGAGAACAGAAACGGGCACACUUGUAGUUGCUGCUGUGACAGACAGCAAGUGGCGGCCAGUGCUAAUUGUACCACUUGUAUAUGUGAUACGGGAAGCUGCGUUGGAUUUCGGCCAAAUAUUCUAUAAACAUUAGAGUUAUAAUUUAGAUCAAUUGUAUUUUUCACUUUUUUUUUUUUUAUAAUCACUUGUGCUACGUGACUGUAGGUACUGCCUAAUAAGAAUUGCAUAUAUUCUGUGCAUUUAAUUGCAUCGCAUUUGAAAGUUCAAAUUGUAACUGUGGUCUGUGUAUAAUGAAUUUGACUGACGUGUUUUUCUCGAGAUCUAAUGUCAUACAAUGAUAUGAACUAAUAAUAAAUAAUAUUAUGUACAGAA
Galleria mellonella (greater wax moth) is the source of this 3190-nucleotide messenger RNA. RefSeq names its product MOB kinase activator-like 1 (gene mats). Gene Ontology annotation, cellular component: nucleus; cytoplasm. Gene Ontology annotation, molecular function: protein kinase activator activity. The coding region runs from base 223 to 792 and encodes 189 amino acids. Gene Ontology annotation, biological process: hippo signaling; positive regulation of protein phosphorylation. The transcript is spliced from 5 exons. NCBI's taxonomy places the organism in Eukaryota, Metazoa, Arthropoda, Insecta, Lepidoptera, Pyralidae. The record is from RefSeq and is a predicted model, not a curated record.